Messenger RNA from Tupaia belangeri chinensis (Chinese tree shrew), 1959 nucleotides. It is a transcript of the gene PROK2, whose product is annotated as prokineticin 2. Gene Ontology annotation, biological process: endothelial cell proliferation. The transcript is spliced from 4 exons. The annotation marks the transcript as partial. NCBI's taxonomy places the organism in Eukaryota, Metazoa, Chordata, Mammalia, Scandentia, Tupaiidae. The record is from RefSeq and is a predicted model, not a curated record.
UGCCCGCGCCCCCUCCCGCUGCUGCUGCUCACGCCCCCCGUCGGGGACGCCGCGGUGAUCACCGGGGCCUGCGACAAGGACCCCCAGUGCGGUGGAGGCAUGUGCUGUGCUGUUAGUAUCUGGGUUAAGAGCAUACGGAUUUGCACACCUAUGGGCAAAGUGGGCGACAGCUGCCACCCUCUGACGCGCAAAAACCAUUUUGGAAAUGGAAGGCAGGAAAGAAGAAAGAGGAAGAGAAGAAAAAGGAAAAAGGAGGUUCCAUAUUUUGGGCGGAGGAUGCAUCACACUUGUCCAUGUCUGCCAGGCUUGGCCUGUUUACGGACUUCAUUUAACCGGUUUAUUUGUUUAGCCCGAAAGUAAUCACUGUAGACUAGAAACUUCGAGUGCAAACAGCCACAUGACGUCUGUACAGUCUUACUUGUGACCAUGCCAAACAAAUAAGAUGCCAGGAAGAAACGCUCUCUCUUCCUCAACUUUCCAAGUAACGUUUUGAUUUUUCAAUGAUUUUUCUUUUUAAUUGAAAGGGCAUUAACAUUUGGAUAGAAACACAUAGCAUUAUGGAACCAGGGCUUGUUUCCCUGCCUGUGUUUUGGUUUGGUUUGGCUUUUGUUGUGCCCACAACUUAGCCAUUUUCACAAAAAUAAGGAGAAUGCGAAUUCGAUAUUUUGGUGCAGUAACAUUUUCUUCUUCUUACCACUUCCCCACCGCUGUCCCUGUCCCAUACACCCAACCCUUUGGUCUCUUGUCUAUUUAGCCUCAAAGAAUUCUAAUAUCUUCCCUUUAUUCCUCAUCUCCUUCCUCAUGCCUGUAGCAUUUCAAAGUGGAGGACCCAUAUUCUUCAGCUUGCUGGAAGGAUCACUGAUGAGAAUCAGGCGUUUUGCCUGAUACUUAAGCAGUGAAAAGAGUGUGCAUAAUUGAGCUAGGUAUUCCCAACUCUCUUAGCAGAGGGGAGGUUGGGAGUGCUUCCGGAACGUCCCUAAACCUGUCUGUGCAAGUGGACUUCAGCUCUGCUUUUGGAGGACAGGAAGAAUGGGAAGCCAAAUUAACUUUGUUCAGAUUUAUACAUUUGGAUUAUUUAUAUAUGUAUGACUUCUUUUCCAAUACAGUAUUACAUUGAUAACUUUUUCUUUAUUUUUAAAAAAGUCUCCUUAUUAGAGAUGUUCUAAGAAAUGUCACUUGAAGAGGAAGUGUUGAUUUAAUCUGGCACACUAGUUACCACUUUUAAAUUGGUAUCAAGUUAUAAUUUAAACUUUAUUUGUAACCAGAAGGUUGAUUGUAAUGGAUCGCUUGACAUCCUGCCAUUUGUAUACCUGUAUCAAUAUUGCUGUGCAAGAAUUCUGUAUCAGAAUAAUGACAGUACUGUAUACCAUUUGAUUUAUUUUAAUAUUAUAUCCUUAUUUUUGUCACGGUUGUUGUCAGUUUUUAUUAAAAUCAGAUUUCUAUAAAGACCACAUCCUAACAUGGGUUGAAACUCCCAAGUUGGUCAAAGAGCCCUAGCAGCCUGUGCAUUGUCGUUUUUCAUACAAGAAGCUUCUGUGUGCACGGAUUUUAAGGUAGAACAACAAAAGAUGUGUAAGCCACUGAGGUUUUGGAGCGUGAGGGAAAACUACGACAUGCAAAACCGAUUGUCAUCAGGAAUGGACUUGUGGGAUUUCACUGUACUGGUUCAGCAAACAGUGACAGAGGGGGUGUGGUGGGCAGUUAGUCAGGGCUGGCACUAACCAUGUAGUGACGCCUAUGUGGUCUGGCCCUGGAAAACCUACGAAGUAUUGUAAAUGGAGUCAAUGUCGCAAAUAAACAACCUAUGAAACGUGUUGAACUGAAAAAAGAAUAAAGAAAGUUGUCCAUUCCACAGUUAUUUUAUUCAGCUAGGGCUUACAAUGGCAUGUUAUAUGUAAUUUUACCCUUUGGGAUAACAUGUCCCAUGUGGGAUUUUGCUGUACUAAUUACCGUACUUGG